Molecule: messenger RNA, 3537 nt
Organism: Verticillium dahliae VdLs.17
Lineage: Eukaryota; Fungi; Ascomycota; Sordariomycetes; Glomerellales; Plectosphaerellaceae
Product: copper-transporting ATPase RAN1
Exons: 2
Coding region: 1-3537 (1178 amino acids)
Biological process (GO): monoatomic cation transport; copper ion homeostasis
Cellular component (GO): membrane
Molecular function (GO): P-type divalent copper transporter activity; ATP binding; copper ion binding
Source: RefSeq, a predicted model, not a curated record
AUGGCGCCCGCCUACAUCAAGGUCCCACCGAGGGAAGAGGAGAGUGGCAGACGAUCAACGUCGUCCGGCCUCAUCGUACCCAACACGGCGCAUAUGGCGACAACAACUCUCCAGGUUGGGGGCAUGACAUGCGGUGCCUGCACCUCGGCCGUCGAAUCCGGCUUCAAGGGCGUCGAAGGCGUUGGAAAUGUCUCCGUGAGCCUCGUCAUGGAGCGCGCUGUUGUCCUCCACGAUCCCCAGCACAUCUCGGCCGAACAAAUACAACAGAUUAUUGAGGACAGAGGGUUUGACGCCGAAGUGCUGGCGACGGACCUGCCCUCACCCAUUCUCAACCGCCACGCUGUGGACGAGGCGGCCUUUGACGAUGACGACGAUGAAGAUUUGAUGUCUACAACCAUAGCCAUCGAAGGCAUGACUUGUGGAGCUUGCACAUCAGCCGUCGAGGGAGGCUUUAAGGAUCUUCCUGGGCUCAAAUCUUUCAGCAUAUCACUUCUUUCUGAACGCGCUGUUAUCGAGCACGACCCUACUCUUUUAACCGCCGAGCAGAUCGCCGAGAUCAUCGAGGACAGAGGCUUCGGUGCCGAGAUCCUCGAAAGCAACAAGAUACAGCCAGAAAGGAAGUCGAAAUCCGGUGCUGGCUCUACGAGUACCAUCGCCACAACGACGAUCGCAAUAGAGGGCAUGACCUGCGGAGCGUGCACGUCCGCAGUCGAGGGUGGCUUCACAGACGUCGACGGUGUCCUCAAGUUCAACAUCAGCUUGUUGGCUGAACGUGCCGUCAUUACUCACGAUACAUCCAAGCUUUCCGCAGAUAAGAUUGCUGAGAUAAUCGAGGAUCGUGGUUUCGGCGCUGAGGUUCUCUCUUCUCAGUCUGAUAUCUCAGACCACUCCGGCGCCAACUCGACCGUCCAGUUCAAGGUUUAUGGCAAUCUUGACGCCACCUCUGCUCUUGCCCUCGAAGCGAAGCUUGAAUCUCUCUCCGGUGUCAAAUCAGCUACUCUCAAGCUGGCUUCUUCGCGACUCACCGUUGUCCAUGUACCCGCUCUGAUUGGACUACGAGCCAUCGUCGAGGCAGUUGAAUCUGAAGGCUUGAAUGCGCUCAUGGCAGACAGCGACGACAACAAUGCACAACUUGAAUCGCUCGCCAAGACGCGAGAAAUCAAUGAGUGGCGAAGAGCGUUCAGACUGUCGCUCUCAUUCGCGAUACCUGUCUUGCUCAUCAGCAUGAUCAUCCCAAUGUGCUUACCAUCUCUCGACUUUGGCGGCUUGGAAAUCCUGCCUGGUCUUUUCCUCGGCGACUGUGUCUGCAUGGCCCUCACGAUCCCCGUCCAGUUUGGCAUUGGAAGGCGAUUUUAUAUCUCUGGCUGGAAGUCCAUCAAGCACGGCUCCCCAACCAUGGACGUCCUCGUCAUCCUCGGAACUUCAUGCGCCUUCUUCUUCAGUGUCACGGCCAUGCUGGUUUCCAUAUUCUUUUCCCCUCACUCUCGGCCCAGCACCAUCUUUGACACGAGCACCAUGUUGAUCACUUUCGUCACUCUCGGUCGUUACUUGGAGAACAAUGCGAAGGGCAAGACGUCAAAAGCACUGUCGCGUCUCAUGUCGCUCGCGCCAUCCAUGGCCACCAUCUACGCCGAUCCUAUUGCCGCCGAGAAGGCUGCUGAGAGCUGGGACAACGCAGCGCUGGUUGAACCCAAGACACCAAAUCGCGAUGGUUCGGCGGCCGAGGAGAAGGUCAUCCCUACGGAGCUGAUCCAGGUGGGCGACAUUGUAAUUCUUCGACCUGGUGACAAGAUUCCAGCCGACGGCGUGCUGGUUCGUGGCGAGACAUAUGUGGACGAGAGCAUGGUGACUGGCGAGGCGAUGCCUGUUCAGAAGAAGAAAGGCAGUCACCUGAUCGGCGGAACUGUCAAUGGUCACGGCCGUGUCGAUUUCCGUGUUACGCGUGCCGGCCGUGACACUCAGCUCAGCCAGAUUGUCAAGCUCGUACAAGAGGCACAGACAACCCGUGCGCCUAUCCAGCGACUGGCCGACACACUCGCCGGCUACUUCGUUCCCAUGAUCCUUAUCCUUGGCUUGAUGACAUUCCUCGUUUGGAUGGUGCUCAGCCAUGUGCUCAAGAACCCUCCAAAGGUCUUCACUGAGGAGCAUAGCGGCGGCAAGAUCAUGGUGUGCGUCAAGCUCUGCAUUUCUGUCAUCGUCUUCGCCUGCCCCUGUGCCCUUGGCCUUGCUACUCCGACAGCUGUCAUGGUGGGCACUGGCGUCGGUGCUGAGAAUGGAAUUCUUGUCAAGGGUGGCGCAGCUCUCGAAACCACCACCAAGGUAACGCAAAUUGUGUUUGACAAGACCGGCACAAUCACGCACGGCAAGAUGAGCGUGGCCAAAGUUCAACUCGAUCCCUACUGGCAAGACAACGAGUGGCGCCGACGACUUUGGUGGUCCAUUCUUGGUCUUGCCGAGAUGGGCAGCGAGCAUCCUGUUGGCCGCGCUGUCCUCGGCGCUGCCAAGACCGAGCUUAGUCUCGAUGCUGAGGGAACGAUUGAAGGUAGUGUCGGCGAGUUUACGGCCGCCGUAGGACGGGGUAUCAACGCUUUGGUUGAACCUGCAUCGAGCACUGAGCGCCUUCGUUACCGCGUCCUGGUCGGCAAUGUUCGCUUCCUGCGCGAGAACAACGUUGACGUACCCGAGGAUGCUGUGGAGGCAUCGGAGCAGCUCAACAGCAAAGCCAACAAGAACGCGAAGAACACGAAUGCCGGCACCACCAAUAUCUUCAUCGCUGUUGACGGCAAGUACAGUGGUCACCUUUGCCUGGCGGACACGAUCAAGGACGGCGCUGCCGCUGCGAUUGCCGUCCUGCACCGCAUGGGCGUCAAGACGGCCAUCGUCACUGGCGACCAGCGUUCCACUGCCAUGGCUGUGGCUGCCGCCGUGGGCGUUUCGCCUGACGAUGUCUACGCCGGUGUGUCCCCUGACCAGAAGCAGGCUAUCGUCCGUCAGCUUCAGGAACAAGGCGAGGUUGUCGGCAUGGUUGGUGACGGAAUCAACGAUUCUCCGGCCCUCGCGACCGCCGACGUUGGCAUCGCCAUGGCGAGCGGCACCGACGUUGCCAUGGAAGCCGCUGAUGUCGUCCUCAUGCGGCCCACCGACCUCAUGGACAUCCCCUCUGCCCUGCAUCUUGCGCGCUCCAUCUUUAAUCGCAUCAAGCUCAAUCUCGCCUGGGCCUGUAUGUACAACUUAAUCGGCCUCCCCUUUGCCAUGGGCCUCUUCCUGCCCUUCGGCUUCCACCUCCACCCCAUGGCUGCUGGUGCUGCCAUGGCGUGCAGCAGCGUCAGUGUCGUCGUGAGCAGCCUGCUUCUCAAGUUCUGGUCGCGUCCUGCCUGGAUGAACGACGCCCUCAUCGAGAGCCGUGGCGGCCGCGCCAAGGCCUCUGGCUUCAGCCUGGUUGACAGGGUCACUGACCUGUUCAAGAGGCUGCGCACCGGCAGUAAGGAGACGGAAGGUUAUGUUCCUCUUGCGGACAUGAACGACCGAGACGUCUGA